Bombus pyrosoma is the source of this 8548-nucleotide messenger RNA. RefSeq lists its product as uncharacterized. Gene Ontology annotation, biological process: regulation of apoptotic process. NCBI's taxonomy places the organism in Eukaryota, Metazoa, Arthropoda, Insecta, Hymenoptera, Apidae. Gene Ontology annotation, molecular function: p53 binding. Gene Ontology annotation, cellular component: nucleus. The transcript has 10 exons. Bases 3096 to 7061 code for a protein of 1321 amino acids. The record is from RefSeq and is a predicted model, not a curated record.
GUCGUACGCGCGCGGAGAGAGGAUUAGCGAGAGAGCGUGGGUGGAGCAUGGCAAUGGGAGCAACGGUGGACUUGUUAGCGCGAAUACAUCGUCAGGAAUAAAGCGUGUCGCAUGUAUAUACGUCUAAAUAUAAAGUCGGUGGAGCCGGUGGAGAAGAGACGCGAGUGCCACGGAUCCCUGGCGAAAGAGCGGUGUAACCACCUAGUCAAAACACGCCUGUUGUGUCGCUCGGAGAACUCGCGAGGCGACGUCGCAGCAGCGACUGCAGCUGUAGUUGCAGUCCGCUGGAGCUGAGUCCGAUUCCAGACCGCCCUCUUCUCCGUCUUCUUCGCGAAUACGUCGUUCGAGUUCCUCUCGUCGAUUAUGUUACAGUUUCGUGUCGUUUAGUGGGUGCGUCGAUGUCUAGUGAAAUCGAGACCACCGUGCGAGAUUGAUAGUGGAAGCGGAAGAGAAAUUGUGAAAACGGUGAAUUUAUUAAAAAAAAGAAAAAUAAGAAACUUCGAAUUUUGAAUGCUAAUACGUCGAUGGCAUUCGCUCCUUCUCGCUUUACAUCUCAAUCGUUCGUCUACGUCUUACGCGAACGCGUUUAUAUUUACAUUCAAUGACACGCGUCUAGUACCCCGGUGAUUACCAAAAUACGUAUCUCGAAGAUGUCGUGGACGGUAGUAGAUAUUCGCGAGAGUCGCGAUACCACCGAACAGUGGUUAAAAUUCGGUCGCAGUCGCGUGUCGCCGGGAUUACGCGAUUGGAAAAGUUGAAAACGAAAGGUUAUUGGAAGUUUCGAAGCGGGAGCGUGUCGCGUCAGAGAAAUAUAAUUAGCCGUGGUUUCGAGACGCGACUGGAAAGCAGGCUGUCCAUUUUACGACGACCUUGGCUAUGAGGAAUCGUAAAAACCGACGUGGAACGCGCCAUGCUCUCUGUAUCGCGCUAUUUUCGGGCGGAUAGCGAGCCACUCGCGCGUAAGUGGCGGGCGAGAUCGAACGGGGACGCGAUACUCAGAUAUUUUACGACCGAGUCCAUCCAUUCACGUGGAAGUUCGUUUCGCCAACUUCGUUGCAGAGCGUCCAUCCGUACUGGCGUUAAUUAAUUUAUCGUUCGAAAGGGAAUCGAGUCAACGGGGAAGACGCUUUCGAGCGAUUGGCGUCGUCCGUUUACCAGAAGCAUAGGCCCCGAACGAAUCUUCGCUCGAGCGUGUUAACGGCAAUUAUCGUUCCUUCCCGGUAAUCAGAAGGGUGGCGAAACAAAAAUCGGCUGACGUGGACCGACGAAGCUGCAUCGAGAUUCCUCGAGUCGUAACGGUGUUGUGCGUAAACAGGUAGCUCUUCUGGCCUCGUCUACUGGUUCUAGAUUCACAGGAAACGCCUUAGAACUGUUAUAUGUUACAUUCUAUUGCGGAAUACUCGUCGUGAUCAUCUCUGCGCGUCCUAUAUCCGUUCUUUCGUUUCUUCUUCGACAGACUAGAUUUCCUGGGGUUCUUGCAUAUAAAAUUUAUACCGUUCGUUAACAUAGGAAGGAAGGAUUUUACGAUCGUAGAUAGUUUCGCCCGCUUUACGAGGAAACAGGGAUCGCCUGUCUCAGUUGGUCUCAGUCUACAGGUUGGAGAAAUCCCGUAAAUACCGAGGGUCCGGUAUCGUCACCAUCUACGAUCCUCCCGUAAUUAAUUAUUCUCGUCGAGUCGCGGGGCAUUUAAACGAACGAGGCCGGAGGCCCGUGAGAGGAAAGCGUAAUCGGUUAAAAAUUGUGCCGUCCCAGAAACCGAGGGCCAACAAUCUGGACGAGUCGGCUCGCAAGAGAGAGAGAGAGAGAGAGAGAGAAAGAGAGAGAGAGAGAGAGAAAGAGAGAGAGAGACAGAACAAUAGCUCGGUUGAUGACGAUCAAACGUUCUCGUUGUUCCGCGUUUGUUAAAAGAGAGAACCGGCCUUCUCUUUCCGGGAUCGACGCGACGUAUCACGCUUAUUACGAAUUAAACGAAAAAGAGGUUAAUUCCGUGGCGGCUAAAACGGUCGAUUCGAGCGGCUAUUUUCAGCUGGAAACGUGACACUUCAUUCAUAAUCCUCGACCGUGUAAGCUCGCCAGCCGACACCUAAUUAAAUCUGAAUUUCCUCUUGCACUUGUUCGAGCGAACAACUUCCUCGUUGCUACUCGAGAACAAGACGCGACGCCGACCCCCUUUCCACUCCGAUGCAAAUUUUAUUUACCUAGUAAAACUUGUUAUUCUGCAUUUGCAUCGUGCCAUUGAACUAUACCGUGUACAUAGAGAAGCGUAUUUGCUACUGUACAUCGGCAAAAUGACACUGGAUGGAUACUUCAUCGACGCGUGAUCGAUGAUAGUCAUCGUGGCACAUCGUAGCAACGAAAGGAUUUCGCAAGCGAGUGUCAAGGGAACGAAGGACUAAGUGGAAACGCGUGUUUCCGUCCCCGUUCGGUUGCCCUUUCGCCCUUAAUCCCGCCAGCCCGUUUCCACGACAGCACGGAACUGAGUCGGUAAAUCAACCGGGUAUUCCUUUCUUGGUCCUUCAUAUACCGAGUGCAGGCUGGUUCGCGAUUGCGGCAUUAAGUUUAACGCACCCGGAUUAAAACCUUUACCGUAUGUCGCGAGGAUUAAAGUUUCCCCUUUAUGCGGCGUCGCGAACGGGGAACGUUGUUUAAUGUUACUAACCGCUCGUUGACCGAACGUUGUUCGAUCUUCAUCUGUCGAUGAUAUUCUCUCUACCGAUUCUGUUCCUGCGAAACAAUUUCAAGGUGGACUUGUUCAGGUUUUUGACGAAUCGUUCGCUUGUCGUUUGCCUAAUCAGUAGUGGGCGUUACAGAUAGUUCCGCGUUUAAACAUAUACUUUCGCUGUGACCUCGUAUUUCAAUUCUUUUCUAGCAAAAGCUUUUAAAUCUUGUUCGUGGAACGAACGAUCCUAACGAUUCGCGCGCGUAGGACUCGGGUCGAAAAUAUUUAACCGACCGUGUCGAAUGUUGACCCUAAUCGCGACCGAACCAGAUCGGACCCGGCAAUUUGUGGCCUGUGCUCGGUUAGCCAUGCGAAGAUUGUGACUGUGCGCGAGCACUUCGUGGUACGAUUCUACUUACCGAAGAACGAGCUGAAGAUGGAGCGUGCCAUUUCGACGGACAACAGUUGCGCGAAGAGGCUGUCGACGAUCACGGAAUACUCGGAGGCCGGGAUCGACAGCGACGAUAACGAUCGCGAGGAACGCCGCGAGGAGGAGUCAGCGAUUCCCAGAGGCGAUCCCGAGCAAAGGCUCGAGGAGCAGGCGACAGCCGUCAAGUACUUCCUCGUGGACGACUCGCCGAUGGCGAAGUUCAGUCGGAGCAUCAAGUGGAUCUACAAGAAAUUACCAGUGGGCGGGGGUGGUGCUGUGCUGGUGCUCAGCGAGCUUGAAAGCAUGGCAGCCAGGCAACAGCGGGAAAUUGCCCAGCAAAGGCGCCUCCUGGAGCAGAGAGAGGCCCGUCUAGCCGUGCUUCGAGGCGCACAGGAGCCAGCACAGCAGGACAAACUCGCCAGAUUGAGGCACAGGCUGGACCAACAACAAAGCAAGCUGAAUCGGCUGCGAUUGCUCAGAUCGCAGACCGACCAGUCACGUGCCAACAACGCCACUUUGACCUCGGACCUGGACUGCAUAAGGGCGCUGUUUAACGAGAAGGAGAAAGAGCUCUCUCUGGCGGUGGCGAAAGUCGAGGAGUUGACGCGACAGCUGGAGGAGCUGCGGGGUCGACAGAACGCAGCCGGGACCGGAAACGGAGGUGGAGGUGCCGGAGGCGUCGGUGGCGGAGGCGUUGGCGGCGGCGGUGGUGGACACUUGUCGACGCCGGCCAGCGCCGAGCUGGAAAAACUUAGGAGGGAGCUUAUGUAUCGUAAUAAGAUGAACGAGCAGCAAAAUCAGAUGGUGUCCCAACAACGGUUAGCCCUGGCACAACGACAAGCGGAAAUGGCGUCGAUAGACGCGAGGAUAGCCCAGCUUCAGGGUCGUCUUCAGCGUAAAAGAGCCUUGAAUCAACGACUAAGCCAGCAACUAGGCUCUGGAAACCGCACGAACGCGAACACGGGGUUCACGGAGUCGAAGCUGGACUUCAACGCCGGAGGAAAGUCCAGACCCGCUGGAAACAUAGCCGCCAUCGAACCAUACUCCCAUAUACCGAAUGACAACGAUUUUAAUCUGAACAAGAACGACCCCAAGUACCAGACACUGCCUUACAACACCAAGUUCACGGUGAACUUCAAGGCGGCCGAGGACGACGUUAACAAGAACAAGAUUCAGCACUCGGCCAGCGCGUCCCAGCUGGGUCAGAGAGCGGCGUUUCAACAGUUUGGUCAUCAAAUCGCUCACAGCCAGUCGCAGUCGCAUAUUCAAGGUCAAUCGCAACUGCUAGGCACGAAUCAACAACAGCAUAACCAGAACCUGGCCAACCAGCCCGUGAACAUGCAACAGACCUGCAACAACAAUAACAAUAAUAACAACAAUACCAACAGCACGAACAACAAUUUGAUCAGUUCAUCCCACAACUUCAGUCCGGAGAGUCUGUCGCAGAAUCUUCGGAUCCAUCAGCAACAACAACAGUCGCAAACGCAACAGCAACAGCAUGGAAACGUGCAACAGAAGCAACACAACGUUGGUUCGUCGGCGUCGAACAUUGGCACCACGGUGUCCCUUACCCAAACUCAGAACCAUAGAAACCUUCAAACGCAUCAGAAACCGGUAUCCAGCGUGGCGCCGAGUUUCUCCGUCAAAUCUCAGAUCUAUCAGACUUCCUCCACGAAAAUUCAUCCUGUAAUGCCUCAAACGCUGAGUCUGAUAGGCCGUGGACAUAAUAACGCGCAAAAUUUUGUCGGCUUGAACGCUCAAAAUUCCAAUCAACAGCAAUCAAAUCAAUCUAUCCCUAGCAAUCAAACGCCCAAUCAGGAUCAGACUUACUCAUCGAGGCAUAAUUAUCCUGUGAUUCAGCAUCCAACUCAAGCAAACACUCACGUGUCUUCGUCCUCGGUCUAUCAGACUCAGAACUCUCCUAACCCUCCGUCGACCAUUCACUCGUCAUCCAGCGGGACCAGCUUCGGGAAUUCGGUUCAAAGGUACAAUCAAACUCAACCGAUGACCAGUCCUACAUCCAGCAACGAACUAUCCGAUAAGAUGAAGUUCGAGCAAGGAAAAGGCCAAGAAAAGUUCGAACAUGUUCUUCCAGCUAAGCACGAACAGCAAAGGUACGAGCCCAAUCAGGUGUUUAAGUACGAUUCUCAUCAGAUAAAGUACGAGCAACAUUCUAAGUACGAUCAGCAUGGAAAAUACGACCAGACCAAUCAACCAACGAAAUUAUACGAACAAUCAAACAAGCACGAACAAACUACCAAUCAGACGAAUAAGUACGAUAACGUAUCGAAGAUCGAGCAAGGGAAAUACGAAUCUGCGCAGAACAAGCACGAACAAAUACAUGGAACAAAGUACGAUCCUAAUCAGAAUACUCAGCAGUACGGCAAGCACGAUCAGCACGAGGUUAGACCGUCGGUGGUGAAGUACGAACACAAUGCAGGAUUCAAGCACGAACCCUCGAACAAAUACGAAGUCGGUGGACAACAGUUCAAACAGGACCCGGUCAAAUUCGAAAACAAUCAGAAUAAAUUCGAGCAGGGUUCCAUGACGAAGCACGAGCACAACGGGAAAUUUGACAUCCCCGCGAAGACCGCGGAGAAAACGUUCGAAUUCGACAGGUUGAAGAACGAGAACGAGAGGAAGAAUAUGGGAGAGGACAAGACGAAACCAGCACUACCUCCUAAACCGAGCAAACCAAAUCCUCCGCCACGGCUGACUCAUCAUGAAAAGGUGGAUAACUCGACCGACGGUAUUAGCGAGUGCAAGAACAAUUUGGGAAUCAAUGCAAGAACGGAGAAAGAAGAAGACGUACCGCCGAUUCCUACGUCCGAACCGCCGGAAUCUCCAACGGAAACCCAAUUCGGCAACCAUCAGAUCAUCAAAGCGAGGCCUCUGACCCUGAAGAAGGCGCCGAUCUCCGAACAGCCGAAACUCCGUUACGCCAAAUCGAAUGUUCACGUGUCGAUAAAUCGACGGAUUGAGAUGCCACCGGCGUUUCUAUUCCCGGAAACCGAGAUUCCAGCGGACCUAAUGCAAACGGAACAGCAGCAACAACAGCAGCAACAGCAACAGCAACAACAACAACAACAACAAUCUCAGCAACAGUCACAAAUCAUCGACACGACGGACAAUUGCAAGAAGAGCGGUAUCAACGAAGAUGUAAUUAGCAACGAGAAAUUGGAGGAAGCGGACAUCAUUGACGCGUUGAACGUCAUUAACAUCGAGGACAAGGCAAAGGCGAAAGAAUCCGAAAGAAGAACCGAGCUGGAAGUCGAUGGGAAGAGCAACGAGGUGAUGAGGAGGAAAAAAGGGAAUCUCAAGUCUAGCACAGGGAAGGUGAAUCUUUCGAGGAGGGUUUCCUUUGAUCCUCUGGCGCUUCUGUUGGACGCCAGCCUCGAAGGUGAAUUGGAAUUGGUGAAGAAGACUGCUAAAGAAGUGGCGAAUCCUAGUUCGGCUAACGACGAAGGGAUUACCGCGCUUCAUAACGCCAUUUGCGCCGGUCAUCUGGAGAUCGUUAAGUUUCUGGUGGAGUUUGGCUGCGACGUAAACGCUCAGGACAGCGACGGAUGGACUCCUUUGCACUGUGCCGCGAGUUGCAAUAAUUUAUCUAUGGUGAGAUUCCUGGUGGAACACGGAGCUUGUAUAUUUGCCACUACCCUCUCCGAUCAUGAAACAGCAGCGGAAAAAUGCGAAGAGGACGAGGAGGGCUUCGACGGCUGCUCGGAAUACUUAUACAGUGUCCAAGAGAAGCUCGGAAUAAUGAACAACGGGCAAGUGUACGCAGUGUUCGAUUACGAGGCACAACACAGCGACGAGCUUACACUGAAGAACGGCGAUUCCCUAGUUGUACUCCGAAAGGGCGACGACAACGAGAGGGAAUGGUGGUGGAGCAAACUGGGACACAAGGAAGGCUACGUACCUCGGAAUUUACUUGGCCUGUAUCCAAGAGUGCAACCGGCAAAGGUGGACUGAAGCGCGUCUCAGCCGGCGAACUCGUAAUAUCCGAUGAUUCAUUACCACAGUAUUCGAUUCGCAGCUUUAUCUCGUUAAGUAUCAUAGUUGCAUCGUCGCAUUACGGAUCGUUAUCUUAAUUUAAUCGCGUCCCAUUGUCAUCUGAACAAAGCGAGCAGCAAAACGUUCUAUAUAGUUUUUUUUAUGUUUCUUUUUCUCUUUUGUAAAACGAAGUGAAGAACAUUGCUAACAAGCUCGGAUCAUAGGUGAAUCGCGUAACAUUAACGAACAGUUAGGAUGUAAUUAAGAAAAUCGGAAAAACGAUGAACUGGAUCUUGUAUACACGCAAAGUUUAAUUGCACUUACUUUUUACACUCUUGUUUACUUCCUUUUUGUAAAGGAAAAGAUAUCCACAAGGUCAAUUUAAUUUUGAUUAUUAUAACUGUUAGUCAGUUCCUUCAGCGAAAAAGUACAAAAGAAAAUUUCAAUCUCACCCGUGAUUCCGCUUUUAGCCUGUCAACCGCAUAGUUCAGAGAUGGAACGUUUUCGUUUUAAUAUCCAUCAGUUAAGAUCACUCAGAAAGUUUCAGAAAGUUUUAAAAAUGUCAAAUUAGAAAUUAAUGCAACUUCAUUUAUCUCUGACACAAGAUAAACGCAAAACUUCUUCCUAUUACUUAAAAAACAAUUUUAAUUAACUUGAUGUAACAACAGACGAUAAUAAUUUGCUUUUUAAGCUUGAUCGUUUCUAUUUUCUAUGCUUUCCGAAACUGGUCGAAGCAGAGUCACGAAACUUUUUGAAUGAUCUUUCAACCUUAUCAGAGAGGCAACUUUUAUUUUACCCAUAUUAUGCGAAACGUUCUACGUGAACAGCGUAGACAAAUCUAAAACGCGUUUGAUUUGUUUCAACUAAAUGUUUUUAUUUAGAUGAAGUCAAAUUAUAUUGUUGCGCUCAUUGUUACGUUUUUAUUCGUCUGGUGAAAUUUUCCAAAUCCGAUCGAGGCAAAUUCGGAUUUCGAAAAUGUUCCUAAGAGUGGUGUAUAAUGUAAUCUUGCCAAUACGCACUUCUAAAUGAUCCGUUGUAAGAAAGAAAAUUUGCGCUUAUGAGCACGAAGGAGAUCAAAAGGAUCUCGAUAAUGGUACACGACCUUUUUGUCGUUUUGAGUUGUAUUCAUCAGUGCGAAUUUCUAAGUAAUCGACUUAACACUUGACUAGACACAUGUAUAAUUGAUUAUCGUCUAGGAAAAAUUCAAACGGCUCGAUCAGAAAGAUUCUGAGCAUCGUUAUACUGUCUAAAAGAGUGUACAGGUAUGUGAAAAGAAAUUUUACACGCUUCUUAGAAUGUUUCUGAUAUUUACACACACACACAAACGCGCGCGCGCGCGCGCGCGUACACACACUACGCCACAUCAUACACCCGUAAAUGAAGUAUGUGCCUUUCAGAAGUAAUAAUGGAUAUAUUAUGUAAGAAUGCAUGAUAUAUUAUGACGAAUAAAUUGUUUUUAAUAAAAA